AUGAAAUUGCAAGCCUGUGGACAAUCUGGUGUAUACUCGUCUCCUUCAUCUGCUCUGCAAAAUCUAUUUGCCCGGACCGAUGCGACUGCCAGCACUCUCAACGCCUACUAUGCACAAACAGAGGGCUGCGGACAAUGCCCAAAGCUACCAUCGAGAAUCCCGAAGAAAUCCUCAUCUACAGCCUCGGAGUCAGAGUCAAUACACCGCCUGACCCCCCGUGUUAAAGACAAACAGAAAUCUGCAGAGCAGCAAAACAUACAGGCAGACCAAGGAGGUCCUGGGGAAGCAGACAAAGGGACUGCAGAAAAAACUAAAAGAAAAAAGGAGGCGGUCAACCACAGAGCACGUCAUCCAACAACCACAGGGUCAGCUCCGGUGAAGGAUGCAGCAGCUGCUGGAAUACCUGAAAGGGCAAGGUCAGUUGGAAACCCUGGUGAUAAAAACUUGACCAUAAAGACCAUAGAAGGGGGUCCAAUGAUUUCCUUUGCCCAACCAACAUCACACCCUGUCCAAGCUAAAGCUGAGAAGUUCAACUUACUUCAGCGAGAUAACAGGAGACUUCCAGUGGUGACAGACCCAUGCGAGUUCAACAGACACUUCAUCCUUAAUGUCACGGCAGAGAAAGUGGAGUCCACGACAGCCACCAUUCGCUGGAAGGUUUUGGAUCACCAAGGCCCAAAGCAUUCACAAGUACAUUUCAGAAUUCUUUUUGAUAGGUUUGGCCAGCCUGUGAGAUUUCACCGGUUUAUUUACAUCCGAGACCAGUCAAACUCAGUCACUCUGCAGGAGCUGAAAGAGGACACCACCUACAUGGUUUGCAUUGAGAGUGUAAUUGCAGAGCAGGUGUGCCAGGUCGCCUCCAGGGACCACUGUACAGGGGUGGUGACUCUUCCUGAGGAGAAAAGGGCCGUGGAUUUCCAACUGUUAACUGUAAUCAUGCUGGGCGUCAAUGCUCUGCUUGUGUUUUUGGUGUUGUCAGUGUGGAUAUCAAGGUUACUGAGGAAAAGGCUCAACAGAAGGAAGUCUGCGGUACAUGUCAGACAAAUGUACUCAACAAGGCGGCCCCUGCGCUCCCUGGGCACUGGGGUGUCUUCUGAUUUCACUGGGUACCAAUCAAAUCGCCCUCGAAAUACAAUGUGUGCCAUUGAUGAGGCAGACCUCAUUGAGUUUCCCUGUGACCGAUUUCUUGACAACAAUAUCAGAAGAGAAGAGGCAAUGCAAAGAUUCUCUGAUUAGGCUUCAGAACAAAGGCCCUGCUUGUGUCUUUCCUCGGUCCUAUUUUAAGCCUAAAUAUCAGUAUUGUUGAUUUCUUCCAAUGUAGGCCUCAGUCAAAAAUUUACGUUUGGCUAUUCUAUACAAUGAGGCCCUAUUCCUAAACCCUUUAGGACUGUUUUAAAGAAAGUUUGUAAGGACUUUUUUUUUUUUUUUUUUUUUUUUUUACAUUAAAAAAUGUGAAUAAAAUAAUAAAUACAUUGUCUUAUAGAGAACUGAAAAAAAGUUUAAUGAAUAGCAAACUUUAUCAAAAUGUGCUUUAAAAUAAAACAGUUCUUAAAAUUUUUCUUAAGUAGUCCUGGACAUUGUUUUUAAUCAGCCCUUAAAUGGAGUCUCUUGAUAUCAUUAGUGAUAAAUGAGCAACAAGCUGUGCUCUGAUUUUUAAAGGAUACUCUGCAAUCAGCAACUCUCCUGACCCUACAGAACUGAGGGCAGUGUUUAGGCCCAAGGCCUUGACCCUACAGAACUGUGGGCAGUGUUUAGGCCCAAGGGCUUGACCCUACAGAACUGUGGGCAGUGUUUAGGCCCAAGGGCUUGACCCUACAGAACUGUGGGCAGUGUUUAGGCCCAAGGGCUUGACCCUACAGAACUGUAGGCAGUGUUUAGGCCCAAGGGCUUGACCCUACAGAACUGUAGGCAGUGUUUAGGCCCAAGGGCUUGACCCUACAGAACUGUAGGCAGUGUUUAGGCCCAAGGGCUUGACCCUACAGAACUGUAGGCAGUGUUUAGGCCCAAGGGCUUGACCCUACAGAACUGUAGGCAGUGUUUAGGCCCAAGGGCUUGACCCUACAGAACUGUGGGCAGUGUUUAGGCCCAAGGGCUUGACCCUACAGAACUGUGGGCAGUGUUUAGGCCCAAGGGCUUGACCCUACAGAACUGUGGGCAGUGUUUAGGCCCAAGGGCUUGACCCUACAGAACUGUAGGCAGUGUUUAGGCCCAAGGGCUUGACCCUACAGAACUGUGGGCAGUGUUUAGGCCCAAGGGCUUGACCCUACAGAACUGUGGGCAGUGUUUAGGCCCAAGGGCUUGACCCUACAGAACUGUGGGCAGUGUUUAGGCCCAAGGGCUUGACCCUACAGAACUGUGGGCAGUGUUUAGGCCCAAGGGCUUGACCCUACAGAACUGUGGGCAGUGUUUAGGCCCAAGGGCUUGACCCUACAGAACUGUGGGCAGUGUUUAGGCCCAAGGGCUUGACCCUACAGAACUGUGGGCAGUGUUUAGGCCCAAGGGCUUGACCCUACAGAACUGUGGGCAGUGUUUAGGCCCAAGGGCUUGACCCUACAGAACUGUGGGCAGUGUUUAGCCCUCGAUAGUUUGUAAGAAGAAAACAGAAACAUGGUCUGAUGUAACAAGACAGUGAGUUGCUGCAGAGGUUUUGUUUAUAAAACCAUGACAGGAUUAAGUUGAAUUUACUUUCAAAUAUAAAGUUAGUGUAUGUAUGCAGUGAUUUUAUAUAUAUAUAUAUAUAUUUUUUUUAAUGGUACCAUUGUGUUUUUUUAAUAUGUAGGUUGUUUUUAAUACAGUAAAAAACAAAUUAAAGAAUUUAUACUACACAGCCCACUUGGAAAUCAUAUAUGUGUUCACAUGUAUGCAUCUUACUUCACAUGCAUACAUGUGAAGUAAGAUUCCUUUCAUAUUUGUUUUCAGUAUGUGAUGUUGUACCUUCCACUAUUGGGAUAUGCUACCCUCCAGUAUAGUGUAUAUGCUGUCCUUUUCACAACAGGCUUCACUAGAACCUUACUAGUCCAUGAUACAAAAGUGCUUGUUAACACCCUGUAGAAUUAAAACAUUUGCUGGCAGAUUGUGAUUAUUAUUCAGAAAUCAAAACUUGUCAAGAAUGCACUCUGAUUCUUGUGUAUGCAUGUAUGAUAAAGACAAAAAACAUGUGUAAUUUAUAGUAUGAGGAAGGGCCUUCCUCCAAUGUUGUGAUACGUAGCUGUUGGGUAACAUAUGUACAGAAACAAAGCAUGUUAUUAAACCUUUUAUUAAAAUAAUUUAGAAACUAA
Messenger RNA from Polyodon spathula (Mississippi paddlefish), 3278 nucleotides. RefSeq names its product TLR4 interactor with leucine rich repeats-like. Bases 1 to 1236 code for a protein of 411 amino acids. Lineage: Eukaryota; Metazoa; Chordata; Actinopteri; Acipenseriformes; Polyodontidae. Gene Ontology annotation, molecular function: protein binding. The record is from RefSeq and is a predicted model, not a curated record. The transcript has 3 exons.